Molecule: messenger RNA, 2123 nt
Organism: Schizophyllum commune H4-8
Lineage: Eukaryota; Fungi; Basidiomycota; Agaricomycetes; Agaricales; Schizophyllaceae
Product: ATP-utilizing phosphoenolpyruvate carboxykinase
Exons: 6
Coding region: 219-1913 (564 amino acids)
Biological process (GO): gluconeogenesis
Cellular component (GO): cytosol
Molecular function (GO): phosphoenolpyruvate carboxykinase (ATP) activity; ATP binding
Source: RefSeq, a predicted model, not a curated record
UGGAGAUCGAUUGGUAGUGCUCGGGCGAAAUAGGAACCAGCACGGCAAGGUAGGAGCUUGCGUUCCCGCACUCGCGAGUAUAUAAGGUCCCACUUCCCCUCCUCGUUCCCUAACUUCCGCACCCACCCACCUGUCCUCUGUUCUGCGAAUCGGACGCCGAACUUGCCACCUCCCUGCCAAAUAUCGCCGCAUACGGCCUUACCCACACCCUCACAGCAAUGGUCGCAUCGCACACUACCCCGCACGUUACCCCGCACAUCCUGCACAAGCACUACGCGCAGACGCAAGACUCCGAUCAGUACAACGAGCUCAUCGGCCGCGACCUCGAAUACUUCUCGAACGCGGGCUUCGACAUGGACCGCAUCUGCAUCAAGCGCAAUGCGCCUGUAGCCCUGCUCUACGAGGACGCCAUCCGGAACGAGGGCGCGAUCAUCUCCUCCUCGGGCGCGCUCAUCAACUUCUCGGGCAAGAAGACCGGCCGCAGCCCGAAGGACAAGCGCAUCGUCUACGAAGAGACGAGCAAGGACGAUGUCUGGUGGGGGCCCGUGAACGUCAAGAUGGACGAGCACACCUUCGAGAUCAACCGCGAGCGCGCGAUCGACUACCUGAACACCCGCGACAACGUCUAUGUCUUUGAUGGCUACGCGGGGUGGGAUCCGAAGUACCGCAUUAAGGUCCGGGUCAUCUGCGCGCGGGCCUACCAUGCUCUGUUCAUGAACAACAUGUUGAUACGCCCAACGGAGGAGCAGCUCGCAAACUUCGGCGAGCCCGACUUCAUCAUCUACAACGCCGGCCAAUUCCCCGCGAACCGCUUCACCAAGGGCAUGUCCUCGACCACCUCCGUCGAGAUCAACUUCAAGCGCAUGGAGAUGGUCAUCCUCGGCACCGAGUACGCGGGCGAGAUGAAGAAGGGUGUCUUCUCCGUCAUGCACUACCUCCAGCCCGUCAAGUUCGGCCAGCUCUCCCUCCACUCCUCCGCCAACGUCGGCAUCGAGAAGAACGACGUGACGCUCUUCUUCGGCCUCUCCGGCACCGGCAAGACAACGCUCUCCGCCGACCCGAAGCGCCCGCUCAUCGGCGACGACGAGCACGUCUGGUCCGACACGGGCGUCUUCAACAUCGAGGGCGGCUGCUACGCCAAGUGCAUCAACCUCUCCGCGGAGAAGGAGCCCGAGAUCUUCAACGCGAUCAAGUUCGGCAGCAUCCUCGAGAACGUCGUGUACGACCCGGCGACGCGCGUGCCCGACUACGACGACGUGAGCAUCACGGAGAACACGCGCUGCGCGUACCCGAUCGAGUUCAUCCCGAACGCGCAAAUCCCGUGCUCCGUCGACCGCCAGCCGAGCAACAUCAUCAUGCUCACCUGCGACGCGUUCGGUGUGCUCCCGCCCGUGAGCAAGCUCACGCCGGCGCAGGCGAGCUACCACUUCCUCGCCGGCUACACUUCGAAGACGCCGGGUACGGAGGAUGGUGUUCUCGAGCCCAUCCCGACCUUCUCGACGUGCUACUCUGCGCCUUUCAUUGUCCUUCACCCCGGCCGCUACGCCGAGAUGCUCGCCGAGCGCAUGGCCAAGCACAACGUCGACUGCUGGCUCAUCAACACCGGCUGGACGGGCGGCAAGUUCGGCACGGGCAAGCGCUGCCCGCUCAAGUACACCCGCCGCAUCGUCGACGCCAUCCACUCCGGCGAGCUCGCCAAGGCCGAGUUCGAGACGUUCGGCACCUUCGGGCUCUCGAUCCCCACCGCGCUCGAGGGCGUCCCGCGCGAGCUGCUCAACCCCGAGCUCGCGUGGCCGGACAAGGCGAGCUUCACGAAGGAGGUGCGCAAGCUCGCGGGCAUGUUCCAGAAGGCGUUCGCGUUGUACGAGCAGGACGUCGACGCGGGCGUGCGCGCCGCGGGCCCGCAGUUGUGAGAGGCGCGGCGGCGAGAUAGAUUGGGUGCGGUUGCUAUCUAUCCUUCAUUAUUCUUGCUUUCGGCUCGGAUCGCAUCGCAUCUUGUACUAGAUAGACAGACAUCCACUUGUAGUAUAGCAUAUCGAAUCAUGCAUUUCAUGACAGAAUCGAGGGGAGGACUCGGCAAGAUAAUCAGACUGCUGGCACCGUGAUAGUCACUGGCUCGCCGG